UUUGCAAGCCAGGGCUGUUAAUCAAAACAAAACGAAAGUAUAUUUUCGAUGUUUUCUGAUUAUGUCGGUUAUUAUCGCAGAAACACAAGCCGCCAACAGAGAUUCAACAAUUUGGCACCAAUGGUGUCGCCUGUGUUCCAAGGAGCAUCCAACGAACCAAAAUAUAUUCUUCAGGGAGGAGAAACAGAACUCCUGGACGAGCACAAUGGCCAUGACCAUUGGCAAAUACUUUUGGGUCGAUAUCAAAAGGGAGGAUGAGCUCAGCAAUUUCCUAUGUGCCGAAUGCUUCACAUUAAUGGACUGUCUCAUCGAGUUUUCCGAGAGGGUUCGCAAAGUGCAGAUCCUUUUCAGCAAAUUGCAGUCGUUAAAACCUGAUCCGUUGAUGGAUUAUGAGCGAAUUCGAGAGGAGUGCGGUGUAGCCACCGAUGGAUGGAAGCAUAUAAUGCUCGGCGCAGUGGAAGCAAAUCUUCUCCAGAAUGAGGAAGAAUUAAUCAGUGAGGAACAGCCAAUAGUCUGCGAAACAGUAACAUCCAGUAGAAUGGAAGGUGAAAUCCUAAUGAUGCCAAAUUUGUUGGUGGCAGAACAAUGUCUUCAGGAAAAACAAGAAUUUCUCAAGGAGGAACAUAUUGUCGAGGAAAUGCAAAUUUCUGGAAUAGAGGAGGAGGUGUUAGAAGAAGAGGUGGAAGACCUUGCGGAGGAAGAGGUUGAAACUGUAGAGGAAGAUAUUGAAACUGUGGAGGAAGAGAUUGACACUGUGGGCGAUGAGGUUGGAGCUGUGGAGGAAGAGGUGGAGCCCCAUGACUCUUCAGAUUGCUUAGUGGAAGUUCAUCACAUGACAGAGGAACGCUAUAUCGACGAGUCGCAGAUUAUAGAGGAAAGCCAAGUUUCAGAUUUCAACAUGGAAACAUAUGAAAUAGUCCAACACGAUCCGCAAAAAGAACCUGAAGAACCGAAAGACACCGCAGAGUCCAUGGAAUCAAACGAGGAUACCCAGGAAGAUAUCUCCCCAGAGCAUGUGACCGAUGAGGAGGAUGAAAUACCCGAGGAACCGGCUAUGUAUAAGUGCAAUAUUUGCAAAAAGCCAUAUAAGAAACCUAAAGCCUACAAGCGACACAUGGAAGAGGUUCACAACACUGUGGCCGAGGAUCUGCCGCAGUUAGAGUGCAACCAGUGCAAACUACGCUUUCCAAGCGUCGCCCAGCUGCACUCCCACCACCGAACCCAUGUCCGAGUCAAAGCAAAGACAGAUAACUCGUGUCCGCACUGCGAAAAGCGCUUCACCACCCCGGGAACACUUAAGCGACAUAUAGAAGGCAUCCAUAACCAAAUAAAGCCCUAUGUCUGCGACCUCUGCGGCAAGAGCUUUAACUACAUUACUGGGCUGAAGGACCACAAACUUGUGCACACAGAUGAGUGUCCCUUCGAGUGUCCCGAGUGCAAGCGACGCUUUAAAAACAAUGCGAGGUUAAAGAUCCAUUUAGAUACGCACAGUGCCGAGAUCUACGAGUGCACCGUAUGCGGUUUGAAGCUAAAAACCCGUCGCACAUUCAACAAGCACAAACUGGUGCACUCAGAUACACGGCAAUUUAAGUGUGAAGUAUGCGGUUCGUCGUUCAAGCGAAGCAAGACGCUAAAGGCACAUCUCAUCCUUCACACCGGCAUCCGGCCGUACAAGUGCAACUUUUGCGGAAGAGACUUCGCCAACGGCUCCAAUUGUCGAUCGCACAAACGACAGGCGCAUCCCAAGGAACUGGCCGAAGAGGAAGCUCGCGGAGUGACACGUUCCACUCUUCUUCCAAUGCUGGACGAACUGACAAAGGCGUCCAAGCUUUUAAAAACACCCGCAGGACCUUCCAAAGUAAAGGGUAGCAGGCCAAAAGUUCCGCCCAAAAAGCAAGAUAAUGACAAUGAAUCUCCAACGAAAGACACCGAUGGUGCCAUCCUUUAUGAGCUGGUUGAGGAGCUCGAUUACUCUUAAGUAUUUAAAUAAACUUUAAU
Drosophila teissieri is the source of this 1998-nucleotide messenger RNA. Its product is annotated as zinc finger protein 184. Gene Ontology annotation, cellular component: nucleus. Gene Ontology annotation, biological process: regulation of transcription by RNA polymerase II. The transcript is spliced from 4 exons. The coding region runs from base 62 to 1978 and encodes 638 amino acids. NCBI's taxonomy places the organism in Eukaryota, Metazoa, Arthropoda, Insecta, Diptera, Drosophilidae. Gene Ontology annotation, molecular function: RNA polymerase II transcription regulatory region sequence-specific DNA binding; DNA-binding transcription factor activity, RNA polymerase II-specific; zinc ion binding. The record is from RefSeq and is a predicted model, not a curated record.